CCUGUGGACCCACCCGCUUAAUCCCGCCAGCCGUCGCCGCCGCAGCCACCGUCGCCUCGAUCGUUCCAGUCCGCGCCAUGUCUUCGCCUCCCGAAGGGAAGCAGGAGACGAAAGCUGGACACCCACCAGCCGUGAGAGCGGGCGGCAUGCGCAUCGUGCAGAAGCACCCACACGCUGAAGGCCGGGAGAAGGACAAGGACGACCAGGAAUGGGAGAGCCCCAGCCCCCCGAAGCCAACUGUGUUCAUUUCCGGCGUCAUUGCCCGGGGUGACAAGGACUUCCCCCCGGCGGCCGCGCAGGUGGCCCACCAGAAGCCGCACGCCUCCAUAGACAAGCACCCCCCGACCCCCCGGAGUCAGCACAUCCAGCAGCCACGGAAGUGAAGAUGGGGCAGGCGCCCCACCCUCCGCGGUAACCCCGAGACGCGCGCCGCCCACCCAACCGCCAGCCCGGAAAUCCAAGACAAAGCAAAGCCCCGCCCCUUGCCUUAAAUUCCCGGGGGGCUCCCAGCAAUGGAGGGGACCCCAGGCCUGUCGGUCCGUGGGAGGAUCAGCAAGGGCCUUUGCCGCCUGGGUCUUCAUCCACAGAAAAAUUGGGGGCAGAAAAAUCUCUUAAAAAGCCAGUUGCCGCGGAGUCAAUUCUGGGAGACCCCGCGCGGGACCGUGUGCCAGGCUUCUCCGAAGAUGCGCGGGGCUCUGGUGGGUGGGGUGCGCUGUUUGCAGCCAGGGCGUGCCCUGGUCUCCCUCGGCAGCUCCAAGUCCACAUUCCUGCAGUCCCAGUACCGAAACAUGUGGGUCAGCCUGCCUGCACAUUCUCCCGGGCCUCCUGCCACAUUCUGCAGUGUGCCUGCCCGGGCAUGGCUCACCUCUCCACACCGCCCAGAGCCGGCCGCUGCCCACCGGUCUCUGCUGCCGGUCGGCAGGGCUCCUGUGAGCAGAGGCUGCACUCAGCCUUUGCCAGACAGCUGUAGAGUCACGAGUGGGCUCGCGCCUCGGCCACCCACCUCCCGCCGCCCCGCAGUGUCAGCAGUCGAUGUGGCUAUGGGUCCAGAGGCUGUUGUCUCUGCUCUUGGUGCACCGACACCGAGUGUCAGGCCUGGCCGAGCUAGCCGUGCAUCCCCUGCCCCUCUGCUGCAGACACCUAGACCACCUUCCUCUCUCGCUUUCCAGCUAGGCCCCGGCCAAAGAUGCAGCGUAAGCGUGCUUCACACUCUUCCAUGUGUCUUUGGGCGCUGGGUCACUGAUCACAAAAUGCUGUCUUUUAAUGAGUUUAUCGAUUGUGAAUCUCCAGAAUCAUAAUGAUUAAUAAAUCUGCCGCAUUUCCUCUU
Echinops telfairi (small Madagascar hedgehog) is the source of this 1327-nucleotide messenger RNA. RefSeq names its product death associated protein (gene DAP). Gene Ontology annotation, molecular function: death domain binding. The record is from RefSeq and is a predicted model, not a curated record. The coding region runs from base 78 to 383 and encodes 101 amino acids. Gene Ontology annotation, biological process: apoptotic signaling pathway; negative regulation of autophagy; cellular response to amino acid starvation. The transcript is spliced from 4 exons. Lineage: Eukaryota; Metazoa; Chordata; Mammalia; Afrosoricida; Tenrecidae.